Oxyura jamaicensis (ruddy duck) is the source of this 1975-nucleotide messenger RNA. It is a transcript of the gene PAX9, whose product is annotated as paired box 9. Gene Ontology annotation, biological process: regulation of transcription by RNA polymerase II; anatomical structure development. Gene Ontology annotation, molecular function: RNA polymerase II cis-regulatory region sequence-specific DNA binding; DNA-binding transcription factor activity, RNA polymerase II-specific. NCBI's taxonomy places the organism in Eukaryota, Metazoa, Chordata, Aves, Anseriformes, Anatidae. The transcript is spliced from 4 exons. The record is from RefSeq and is a predicted model, not a curated record. Bases 341 to 1366 code for a protein of 341 amino acids.
GGCCCGUGCUGUCUGUCAUCUCCCUUGGCCACUGGGAGGGCGGCUGGGCCGCCGGGCCGCCCCCGGGGGCGGGCUCGGGUGAGUGAUGGGCUGCGGCGCCCUGCCCAGCCCAGCCCUGCCCACGUUGCCCUGAGGUUGAAAUGCACAAGUCAAGGCUCUCUCGCCGGGAAGCAGAUUGCCUUGUGGCCCUUUUUCCUCGCGCCCCUGCCACCUCCGCGCUGGAAAGCAGAGAGCCCGGUGGGCUAGGGCGGCCGGCAGCGCGGGAGGCCGGCAGAGCGCCUCGGGGUUUAGGGCUCCGCUCGGGAUUUAGGGCAGCCUCAGAGGUGUCCUGCUCAGAGGAAUGGAACCUGCCUUCGGAGAAGUGAACCAGCUCGGGGGGGUGUUUGUCAACGGGAGACCCCUGCCUAAUGCCAUCAGGCUCCGGAUUGUGGAACUGGCACAACUGGGUAUCAGACCGUGUGACAUCAGCCGGCAGCUCCGCGUUUCCCAUGGCUGUGUUAGCAAAAUUCUGGCUCGCUACAACGAGACCGGCUCCAUCCUACCGGGGGCUAUCGGAGGGAGCAAGCCUCGGGUCACCACCCCCACGGUGGUAAAACAUAUCCGGACCUACAAACAAAGGGAUCCGGGCAUCUUCGCCUGGGAGAUCCGGGAUCGCCUGCUGGCCGAUGGCGUUUGUGACAAGUACAACGUGCCGUCGGUCAGCUCCAUCAGCCGCAUCCUCCGGAACAAAAUCGGGAACCUGUCUCAGCAGAGUCACUACGACUCCUACAAGCAGCACCAGCCACCCCCACAGCCCGCUCUGCCCUACAACCACAUCUACUCCUACCCCAGCCCGAUCGCCGCUGCGGGAGCCAAGGUGCCCACUCCCCCCGGGGUGCCCGCGAUUCCCAGCACCAUGGCCAUGCCCCGGACGUGGCCGUCGUCCCACUCGGUGACGGACAUCCUGGGGAUCCGCUCCAUCACAGACCAAGUGAGUGACACCUCGUCUUACCCCAGCCCCAAGGUGGAGGAAUGGAGCAGCCUGGGCCGAAACAGCUUCCCCCCCGCCGCCCAGCACGCCGUGAACGGGCUGGAGAAGAGCUCCCUGGAGCAGGAGGCCAAGUACAGCCAGGCACCCAAUGGCCUCCCAGCUGUCGGCAGUUUUGUGUCUGCACCAGCCAUGCCUCCCUAUGCCACGCCAGCCCAAGUCUCGCCGUACAUGACAUACAGCGCGGCCCCUUCUGGCUACAUGGCGGGCCACGGCUGGCAGCAUGCCGGAGGCACGCCGCUCUCCCCGCACAGCUGUGACCUCCCCACCUCGCUGGCCUUCAAGGGCAUGCAGACAGCCAGGGAAGGCAGCCACUCAGUCACAGCCUCUGCUCUCUGAUGAAGGAGCUGGUCCAGGAUGAGUGUCUCCGGCGCCUGGCUCACGGACUGCUCUCCUUGUGCUGGUGGUACCGGGCAUUUCUCCUCCUGACUUGCAUCCCGUUGGACUUUCGGGAUUGAAAGAGUUGAAGGCAACACCACAAACAGUGUGCGCUGAUGUCUUUGCACUCUCCGAGUAAAGAUCUUGUGUCCCUCAAAGGGCCCGUGGAAACUUGUCUGACUCUCCUCUGGUCAAACCACACAUAUUUAUUCUUAAUCACCACAGAUUUGUUAAAUGUGCAAUUGUUGUUAAGAUUUGUGUAGAAAUCAAUAAAGAAAAAUCAUCACAGGAAAUUCUGCUAUGCCUCAAAUCAGCAAUGGUGGCUAAAUAGAAGGUAUUUGCUAAAGACCUAUCUCUAGAGAACAAACCUCCUUAUUGAUGAGGUUAUGCAAUCCACUGCUAUUAAGAGAUCACUUUUUUGUUGUUUUGCUGAAUUUUGGUAAUCAAAUCUAGAACCAAGGCAAUGUGCAGCUCUCAGAUUUUUCUGGCAUUUCAUCAUCAGUGGCAGUAAUACAUUAGUACUUUUAUCCAUUUGUAAAUAUAGCCUUUUGACAGCAUUUGUUUUCACUU